AUGGCGCAACGUGAAGACAGCGAACUGUACCCUGCGAAGUUUCUUGCGGAAAGCGCCCAUCCGGAGAAGACACCAAAUCCUCCCAAUCUUCUCAUUUUGAAUCAACCGAUAGCCCACUUCACUGCCUUUUCACGCCUUUGGAAGCACACGGGGUACCGGAUAUGUGCCGAUGGAGGGGCGAAUAGACUUUACGACAUGCUGAAAGGUGACUUGAUAGCGCAACGCGAACAAUACCUACCCGAUAUGAUCCAUGGAGACUUGGACUCGUUACGCGAUGAUGUGCGUGACUACUACGAAGCACGAGGUGUUCCUGUGCUACGCGAUGGUGACCAAUACAGCACAGACUUUGGGAAAUGCAUGAAGAAAAUCUCGUCGCGUCUUACUUCCUCAAUGGUUCGGGAUGUGAUUGUUCUUGGUACCCUCGGUGGGAGGGUUGAUCAGGGCCUUGGGCUCCUGAACGAGAUAUACAGGGAAGAAAAUCGACAUGCCGACCUUCGCCUAUGGCUGUUCUCCGAGUGCAGCCUGAGCUUCAUACUUCGGAGUAAAGAGACUCUGCUGAGAGGGCUACAGGAAGAUGGUAUCUUUACCGAGAACGUAGGGUUUCUUCCUAUAUACGGACCGGCGAUCAUCUCUACCGAAGGUCUGGAAUGGGACGUCAAGGAGUGGCCUACGCAGAUGAACGGCGGUCAGCUCAGUACGAGCAACCACGUCAAAGCCAACGAUGUGAGGGUUGGAACGGACGUGCCGAUAUUGUUCACGAUAGAAAGAGCGCCUUUGUGA
Alternaria triticimaculans is the source of this 780-nucleotide messenger RNA. RefSeq lists its product as uncharacterized. The transcript has 2 exons. The record is from RefSeq and is a predicted model, not a curated record. Bases 1 to 780 code for a protein of 259 amino acids. Gene Ontology annotation, molecular function: thiamine diphosphokinase activity; ATP binding; thiamine binding. Gene Ontology annotation, biological process: thiamine diphosphate biosynthetic process; thiamine metabolic process. Lineage: Eukaryota; Fungi; Ascomycota; Dothideomycetes; Pleosporales; Pleosporaceae.